GACAGUCUGGGCUGCAGGGCGUGAGGGGGGUGUCCCUACAGCCAUUUGUGCUGUUUUCCAUAUGCCGUCUGACUGCCUCAGGACCCAUGGCCUGUGAUUCCAGUGCAGCCCUGGCUCCACACCGUCAGCUGCCUGCGGAGCAGCCCCGUACAGAGCGGGCACUGGGUUCACACAGCCCCAUAGGGCAGUGUCCCUCAGAGCUGUCACCGCUGCUGGUCAUGAGUCCAGCCCAGGAGCCAACCCCUGAGCUGCUCGCAGACCCCUACGAGAGCUUCAUGCAUCACCACCUCCAGUACUACGGCUACUUUCGAGGUUCUCUCAUGCUGAAGGCCGCACUUCUCAAGAGCAAACAGCUUCUGUUCAAUCACCUUGAGGGCCCUGGGGUUCCACGCCUGCGGGAGCCACGGGGUCUCUUUGCUGUGCCCACCUCGAGAGGCCCCCUGCAGGCCCCACGCUGGCCAGUGGAGUGUGAAGUCAUCAAGGAGCAAAUCCAGCACAUCGAGUGGGUGCCACCUGAACCAGAGCCGUUCUAUCAGCCCACAGGAAACGAGCCGGCCCCACUAAUCGUUGGGGAGGAGAAAGGAACCGUGGUCUAUCACAUAAAGCCAGUGGCCAAAGGCUCCUAUUUCACCUGCUCGCGUGUUGGAGGUGCACGGGGGCCCAUCACGUCACCCGCCAUCAGCUUGGAAGGUCCAGAGGACACCACCUUGCUCUUUGAAUCCAGAUUUGAGAGCGGGAACCUCCAGAAGGCCGUCCGAGUAGGCCCAUACGAGUACGAGCUGACACUGCGCAUGGACCUGUACACCAGCAAGCACACCCAGUGGUUCUACUUCCGGGUCAGGAACACCAGGAAAGGCAUCACCUACCGCUUCUCCAUUGUCAACCUGAUGAAGCCCAAAAGCCUGUACAGCAUGGGGAUGAAGCCGCUCCUGUACUCUCAGAGGGAUGCACAGACCCGUGGCGUGGGCUGGCGGAGAGAGGGGGGCGACAUCCGGUACUACCGGUGCAGCUCCGAGGAGGGCCAGGCAAUGUAUUGUCUCACGUGGACGGUGUGCUUCCCCCAUGACCAUGACACCUGCUACUUUGCCCACUUUUACCCCUAUACCUUCUCGGACCUGCAGCGCUACCUGCUGGCAGUGGCCAGCGACCCGGUUCGCUCGCAGUACUGCAAGCUGCGGGUCCUGUGCAGCAGUCUGGCCGGCAACACCGUCUACCUUCUCACCAUCACCAGCCCGUCUCAAAACCCCACUGCCACUGCUGCCAAGAAGGCUGUAGUGCUGAGUGCCAGGGUGCACCCUGGGGAGACCAACGGCUCGUGGGUCAUGAGGGGUUUCCUAGACUUCAUCCUGAGCGACUCCCCUGAUGCCCAGCUUCUCCGUGAGCUCUUCAUAUUCAAGGUGGUGCCCAUGCUCAAUCCAGACGGGGUGAUCGUGGGGAACUACCGCUGCUCGCUGGCCGGGAGAGAUCUCAACCGCAACUAUCAGACCGUCUUGAAGGAGUCCUUCCCUUGCAUCUGGCACACCCGGCGCAUGAUCCAGAGAGUCCUGGAGGAGCGGGAGGUUCUGCUGUAUUGUGACUUCCAUGGGCACAGCCGCAAGAACAAUGUCUUCAUGUACGGCUGCAACAACAAGAGCACUCCUGCCCAGCGGCUCCACGAGCGCAUCUUCCCACUCAUGCUCAGCAAGAAUGCCCCUGACCAGUUUUCUUUCCACAGCUGUAAGUUUAAGGUCCAGAAGAGUAAAGAGGGGACGGGCCGGAUUGUGAUGUGGAGGAUGGGAAUCCCCAACAGCUACACCAUGGAGUCCACCUUCAGCGGCUCAACUCUGGGUAGGAAGAGCGACUCUCACUUCACUUCAGAGGACCUUAAAUCUCUGGGCUAUCACAUCUGUGACACGCUGCUGGAUUUCUGUGACCCUGACCGCUCCAAGUUUCUGCAGUGUCUGUCUGAGCUCCAGGAGCUGCUUCAGCAGCAAAUCCAUCGAAAGCUCAAGGAUCUGGGCCGUGGGCAGGACUCAGACGGUGCCUGGAGUGACAUCUCCCUGUCAGACAUUGAGUCCAGCACCAGCGGCUCCAACAGCUCCCAGUCCGACGGCCUCCCUGCUCAUUUACUCAGCGUGGCAGAGAAGUUCCAUCAGAAGAAGAAGCGGCUGCGGACGAGGAAGGAGAGGAACGAGCUGCGUCAGAAGUACGCCUCGAGCCAGGGGGUGACAUGCCAAGAGAAGACCCCGGUGGCAGGGGAGAGAAGGUUGGGGAGCCCCACCUGCCGGACCCACCAGCCUGUCAGUGCCGCGGCUCUGUGCAUGGAGGACAGCUGUGGCAAACAGGGCAAGACUCCAGAAGCUGGCCUCAUUUCAGAUUUGCAGAGGAGAGAACCUAACGCCAGCCAGGAGGAGCAACCAGGUCUGGGUGCAAAGUGGUCUUGGCACACGUUGCAUGGUAGAAAGGAAGAGCGUCUGUGGGAGCGUAAGUGUCACCAGCACAGUCCUGGGCCUGAGCGCCUGUGGAAGGCCCAGCAGCCCCAGCCCCUGCUUAUCACCAUGCUGACCCCGCCGCAGCCCCAGAGACCCGCCGACGCCUUGCCCAUCAGAGAGCACCUCCUGCCCUUCCAUUUCCAGCUGGACGGAGAGCCCCACGGCAGUCAGCAUGCAGGCAGCUCAACGUUGGCGCAUUCUGCAUCCACGGUUGGAACCAGCCCAUGCAGGUCUGUGUGGUGGGGCCCCGAGCAGCCCGCUGUGACUCUACUGCUGAGCAGAAACCUCUUCCCGAGACCCCAGCUCCCUGGCCGGAGAGCGCCCGUUGGACCCCACACGCUGAAGCGGAGUCAAUUGCAGCACCUUCUGCCUCCCAGACAAGUGACGUGGAGCCUGCUGGAGUUCCAGCCCCCCUGCGCAGAGCCAGAGAGACGCAAGAGCCCCUCCUGGCCCCAGUAAGGGGCUGCAGGGCUGGGGCUCUCCCUGCCAGAGCCCCCUCCCUCCUGCUUGGCUGCAUUGGCAGGCUCAUUAAAGGGCUUUGGAACAGUCA
Gopherus flavomarginatus (Mexican gopher tortoise) is the source of this 3021-nucleotide messenger RNA. RefSeq names its product AGBL carboxypeptidase 2 (gene AGBL2). Lineage: Eukaryota; Metazoa; Chordata; Testudines; Testudinidae. Gene Ontology annotation, molecular function: zinc ion binding; metallocarboxypeptidase activity. The transcript has 18 exons. Gene Ontology annotation, biological process: proteolysis. The record is from RefSeq and is a predicted model, not a curated record. Bases 87 to 2930 code for a protein of 947 amino acids.